GAGGAGAACGAGAAUGAACAGCCGCAGGAUAACGACUCGCAAACGUCCACUUCGUCGUGCGUUUCAAAAAUGGAUUAUACACUGCCGAAAUAUCGCAAUAACGUAAGUCCCGCGAUCGACAAGAUUGUGCGAAUGAUGAACAUGCCGAGCUUGAUAACCUCUCAGGACUCGUCCAGCGGCUUGCCGAUGAAUUGCAUUUCAUCGCCCGGUUAUUGUUGCGACGGUAACGAGAAUUUCGCAGUUCCUGUCAUGGCUAAAGAACAUUUGGAUAUAUGCUUCUCAAGUCCGAAACCGUUUGUCAGUGCUUAUAAAAGAGGCAGCGCGGAGGAUCGCGAAGAUCCGCAAUCGAGGACGAUGAAAGAGAUCGAGCCCUCGUUGUGUCAGAUCGGGCAAGAAUCUAUGUCGGGUUGGCAAGAAAUCGCCGAUCCGGAUGGCGAGCCAAUCGUGGAUUCUUCACGUUACGAGGAUAAGAUCUACGUGUCCGAGGUGCACUUCUUACUGAUGGUCUCCAAUAGGAAUCGAAGGGCUACUUUAUCUGAAGAAUCACGAAGGGAUUCCAAAGAUAGCGCUUUUAGUGAAUUUAUGGGAUCCGAUGAAGAGUAAGCGGAGAUUUGUCAUUGAUACACGUGAAACGAGGAAUAAUGAAUCAGCGAAAAUCACGAAAAUUGGCAAUAGCGGACGUCGUUAUCUCUCAUUUUCUUUUGUGAAUUUAAUUUUUAAUUUUGAAAAAUGUGUGUUUGAUACAUAAUUAUUAUAAUAAUGAAUCAAUUACUUUUAAUCAAUCAGAUCAUUUGAUAUUAGAGCGCUGCAUGUUGGCAUAUUAAUUGUUCAGUUUGAAAUAAUGUAAAGUUUCUUAUCAUAUAACGCGAUAUAUUAUAUCAAAU
Messenger RNA from Temnothorax curvispinosus, 884 nucleotides. RefSeq lists its product as uncharacterized. The coding region runs from base 70 to 603 and encodes 177 amino acids. The record is from RefSeq and is a predicted model, not a curated record. Lineage: Eukaryota; Metazoa; Arthropoda; Insecta; Hymenoptera; Formicidae. The transcript is spliced from 2 exons.